AUGUGGCGUCAAUUCGGUCUGCUUUGCGCUCUUCUCGGUGCUACCGCUUCUGCCGACAGCAAUAACGACUGGCACAUGACCCCCGUCAAGAUCAUCCAGGCCCGUGUUCAAGGAGACCCGCCUGUGUGGCACCCGGAGGUCAACCUGUGGCUGUCCAAGUACGGUGACACCACGGAAGCUGCCUACGUUAACAACCUCGACACAGUCAAUAUGGCGUCUGUGGAAGGAGCUCUGAUGUAUGUGCAGGCUGAAGGCAUUAACGUGAACGAGCAGUCGGUCAAGUGCCAACGCAAAAAUAACAUGCAGUACGUCGUGUUCUACGAAAUGACCAUCGUCCAACCGACCUAUAGCAUCAAGUAUUACGAAAACCACACGCCCCCGGAGUACGGUGACUUCGUGGCCAUGGACGGCGCCAAAUGCACGAAUGCAGGCGCUGACCUGCCGAAGAGCUGCAAAGUUUACUACGGGCUGGACGGUACCAUGGAUAUUGGCCCGAACGUUGGUUGCAACCCGCAGGGCUCGGAUCCGCGUGCUCCGUACCCGGACAACUACUGGUGCUCGUUCCCGAACUCGUGCGCUCAGAAAUACCGUGCGGAGAAGACGGCCGAGUGCAGGGCGCAAUACAACGGUGGCCUGUGCCCCAUGGGAGUCCAGCCCGAUGGCGAGACGUGCACGUACAGCUACAAGAUUCUGGGCUACCUGAACAUCGACGACCUGGUUGGCAUCACUAAGAUGGGCCACAGUAACUACCAGCAGUUCUGUGAGAGCGGUGGCAUUGAGUUUAAGGCGAAGAACACUGGUAAUGGCUUUGAGGUAGAGCAAUGCAUCGACUUCUGGAAGAAUCCUGGCGACCAGGCCGCCAAUGCCAACCGUGCCGCGCAAAUGGUAGCCGUGUACAACCAGCUGGCCGGCAAUGGCACGAGUACCAACAUGACGCCGUUGCCGUCGGUGGAGAGUCUGACCGCCGCGAAUCCCAAGUGCUACCAGAACAGUGCGACUUGUGCCCACGCCCAGUUUGGCUGCAGCCGCUCGCUGUACUCUCAGGUCUGUCAGGUGUGCUCGGCUCAGGGAGCUGGCUGCGAGACCGCGCCAGCGGACUUUUCGUUCCCCAAUCUGUCCCUGCCCCCUGGAUCUAGCUAAGGUCGACGAAGGCAACUACGAGGGUAUGGGGGUAACCGAUAUGCCUACUCUUCGAGUACUAAACACUGGAGAAGCUCCCAGGACUACAACAGCAACAGUACAACAGCAUAAAAUGUAAAUGUCAAUGAGAGUUUAUACUACCAAA
This is a messenger RNA of Phytophthora nicotianae INRA-310, 1285 nucleotides long. RefSeq lists its product as hypothetical. Bases 1 to 1140 code for a protein of 379 amino acids. The transcript has a single exon. The record is from RefSeq and is a predicted model, not a curated record. Lineage: Eukaryota; Oomycota; Peronosporomycetes; Peronosporales; Peronosporaceae.